UAUGAUUAUAUGAAAAAUGAAUGCCCAUGGACCCGAUGUAUUCCCAGGCGCUGCAGAGCUUUGGACAAUUCAUGUCCAUGCUUCAACAGCCAGGAGGGUUUUCCCCCUUCAUUCCCGGGCUAUACGCACAAACCUUGCCUAGAGUGCUCCUUUCACUAACCAAGGAUGAGGAUAGGGAGGUGCCCCAGGCCCAAAAAAAGUUGAAAGGCAAGGCGAUUCAGCCUGAAGGAUCUGGACGGUUAGCGUUCCAGAGAUUGGGACAUGAAGGAAGGAACCAGAACCGACCGGCCAAGGAGCGGUUGGGGGUGGAGACAAUUCCAGUGAGUGCCUUUGACCGGCUGGGGAGAGAAGGCGGACGACCUGGUCGGACCAGGCGAAUCGAACCACCUCCUUGGGAUGAACCCCAACACAGUCGGGCGCCCUUGGAGGAAGAGGAGGCAGAAAGUCAUCCGAGGCACCCGGUCCAUACACAUAUUGAACAACCCAGAGACUGUGUGGGCCGGGUAGAAGCUCAAUUGGAAAAAUUACAACGGCGGGUGGACCAGGAUGGGAAGAAGAAGGUUUUACUAAAUGGAUCUUCAUUCACCGACCGGGUGCAUGAGACCCCUUUCCCAAAGAAGGCCAAGUUUGAGGUCCCAAAAUUCACCGGUAAGGAGGACCCAGAGAUCCACAUCAAAACCCUCCACCAAAGUGGAAGAAUGAUGGGACUCAUCGGGAAUGAAAGAUGUUUACUUUCCUUCCAGACCCUCCGCGGCCGAGCCGCCGAGUGGUUUCACAACCUCCCGUCCAGCGAAAUUGAUUCCUUUGAUGAGCUGGUAGAAGUGUUCCAGGAAAAAAUCAAGGAAAAUUGUACCAAGAGGAAAACAUUCACCUACUUGAGUACAGUCGGGCAGAGGGAGCAUGAGGAUCUAACCAAAUUCCUCACCCGGUGGAAGGAAGAAGUUGACAAGGUGGAGGAGAUGGAGGAUAAAACCGCUAUGUCCCUCCUAGUCUCCGGACUCCGGUCCGGGGAGUUAUACAAAGAGUUUUGGGAUAAGGUCAUACAAAAACAGAUGAGAUUCGUGGUAGUGAACAUCAAAUGUGUUUACAAUGCCAUCCUGGGCCGGCCAGGAAUUAACAAAGUCCGUGGGAUCAUCUCCAUGGCCCAUUUGUGCAUGAAAUUCUAUACACCGGGUGGUAUAGGACAAGUCAGGGGAGACCAAAAGAAAGCCCAGUCUUGUUAUCUCGAGGCCGUGAAGAAGAUGACAAAGGCAUUCGAGAGGGUCACCCUGGUCUCUCAAGAGGAAGACCGGUCAAAGUUAGAACCAGGAGGCGAAACUGAGCAGAUUGUCCUCCGGGAUGCAUUCCCAGAGAAGAUGGUGAGGAUUGGCCGGGACUUACCCGAGGGACUUCGAGAGGAGAUCAUCUCAUUCCUUCGGGAGUACGCUGACAUUUUCGCUUGGAGUGUGGCAGAUAUGCCGGGCAUUGACCCUUCCGUUAUAUGCCACUGGUUGGCUGUAAUGGAAGCGGAUGAUGAGUGGAGAUACGACCUCAUGGAAUACUUGAUGACUUUCCAGAAACCGGACGACGAAGAGCGGGACAUGAAGAGCUUCGGCCGCGACCACGACCCCUCUGCUGUCCCCCGCGUUGCCGGUUGUGCUGUGACUGCCCAGGACUGCCCCUGCCGCUGGAAUCUACCCGGCCUCCACCAGUGCUGUCGUACCGCCGUGAGUCACCACCGCUGGAACCACCGCUGCCGGCGUAUAGAGCCGUGCCACUGUCCCCCACGGCCCCGCCAGUCCCCAGAUUUGCCCGUUGUUGUUCGAGGAGGAGAAGGGCCGACUAGGUUUGGAGAAAAGUUGGGGGCGGCGUUUGAUAUUGGAGGAAGGACGUUUGACCACGAAGGUCAUCCAGUAACCCACGAAGAACUUGGAGAACGAGCUGUUGUUCAGACACGGUGGCAUCCACAUCAUCCAACCAGUCCGCUAGGUUACGAAGGGUUUGGCAAUAGGCGGCCAUAGAGAGAGACCCCUUCGUGGUGGUGCGGAAUUGGUGUUCAAGUUGCAUAGCCCGGGCCGCUUUAUUGUCGUGAAAGAGAUUAUAGAUAGACUUCCAUAAUUCCGAGGCCGAUUUGGUAGUGGAAAGCACAAGAUCACACACUUCAUCAUUCACCGUAGAUAAGAUCCAUCCUUGAAUAAGGGCGUCAAGUUGGA
This is a messenger RNA of Cuscuta campestris, 2192 nucleotides long. Lineage: Eukaryota; Viridiplantae; Streptophyta; Magnoliopsida; Solanales; Convolvulaceae. The record is from the annotation of a GenBank genome assembly.